Phanerochaete carnosa HHB-10118-sp is the source of this 1307-nucleotide messenger RNA. RefSeq lists its product as uncharacterized. The record is from RefSeq and is a predicted model, not a curated record. The coding region runs from base 284 to 1216 and encodes 310 amino acids. The transcript has 7 exons. NCBI's taxonomy places the organism in Eukaryota, Fungi, Basidiomycota, Agaricomycetes, Polyporales, Phanerochaetaceae.
GCAGACAUCACAAACGUCAUAAAUCAUUGCACCACCGCAGUCCCUGGGUAUAGCUCACCAUUUCGCGAUGCGCAUACAGCAGCCGGUGGGCUCAAGAGGAGCUCGGAAACCGUGAUUUGCACUUCGGCGUUCGCACAUGAAAGGGUCUGAGCUAUCUACACAAGCUACUGAAUAAUGACCAGCAUGGGGCAGCGAGCCUUCUGACCUCUCCUGGCCGUCCCCUCCACUUCUCUGCCGUCUCGCCGUCCCCUCUCCCCCAUCUCUCUAUCGCUGUCUGGAAAAUAUGUCUGCUGCCAGUUUUACGCUCACCCUCCUCCCUACCAGAGAGCCUUGCUUCGACGAGUCACUACCGGAUGAUCCUCUGACUGGGUAUGCCAAGUCCGAUUCUGUACCAGUGAACACCCCAUUCGGGGGAAAGCUCCUAUGGGUCGGGAAUGCGACGUGUGUCAUUGAGGUCAAUGGCAUCCGUUUCAUGACGGAUCCGAACUUCUUGCACCAAGGGGAUCACGUUCAUCUUGCGCCAGGGGUGACCGCUCACCGUGUCAAAGACCCUGCCUUCGAUUACAAGAACUGUCCAGCCGUGGACUUCAUCCUCCUCAGUCACCUGCACGCAGACCACUUCGACGAUCUUGUCGCAGAGCACAUUCGCAGGUCGCUCCCGAUCGUCUCUACCCCGCAUGCGUGCACGGACCUGAACAAGCGUGGUCACAGUGUGCUGUACCCGCUCGACACCUGGCAGAGUGUGCGUGUUAUCAAGGGCGCCGAUGAGCUUACGAUCACGAGCAUGCCCGGUAAACAUACGGUCGGCAUUCUUGGAGCCGUGAAUUCGGUAGUCCAUAUGAUCCCGCCCGUGAUGGGCAGUCUCGUUGCGUUCAAGAAGGCGGACGAGGAGAAAGAUUAUAACCUAUACAUUUCGGGGGACACACUCUACUAUGAUGAGCUCCAGGAAAUUCAUGAGAGGUAUCCGCACAUCAAUCUAGCGUUGGUUCACCUUGGCGGCACAACCCUUCCAGUCAUACAAGUCAUGGUCACAAUGGAUGCUUCCCAAGGCAUCAAGUUGAUCUGCGCGCUGCAGCCUGAUCAAGUCAUUCCGAUUCACAUCGACGAUUACGAUGCCUUCAAAUCUCCAUUGUCAGAUUUCGUGAAAGAGGUGGAGAAGGCCGGUUGGACGAAUCGGGUGAUCUACCUCAACCGUGGCGAAGAAUUUGCUUUCUAAAUCGUUGCGACGAUCGACGGAAGAUGACAUGAAAGGAAGACGCUGUACUAUAACUUUGUCCGCGAAUCACAAGCUCAUAUCGUAACCCAAC